Synchiropus splendidus (mandarinfish) is the source of this 5058-nucleotide messenger RNA. It is a transcript of the gene gria4b, whose product is annotated as glutamate receptor, ionotropic, AMPA 4b. Gene Ontology annotation, biological process: modulation of chemical synaptic transmission; monoatomic ion transport; synaptic transmission, glutamatergic. Gene Ontology annotation, molecular function: AMPA glutamate receptor activity; transmitter-gated monoatomic ion channel activity involved in regulation of postsynaptic membrane potential. The coding region runs from base 703 to 3429 and encodes 908 amino acids. The record is from RefSeq and is a predicted model, not a curated record. Lineage: Eukaryota; Metazoa; Chordata; Actinopteri; Syngnathiformes; Callionymidae. The transcript has 16 exons. Gene Ontology annotation, cellular component: plasma membrane; dendritic spine; postsynaptic membrane.
CCAUCACUCUGUCAUCUUUUUUCACGGCUUCAUCUCUCCUCCGUCACUCAUUCAUCACUCCUAUUCCUUCUCCCGGUCCUCCCACUGCUCCCUCGCUCUUUCACCCCUUCAUCACUCUGUCACCACUCUUCAGCAUCUCCAAUCCUUCAGGCUCAGUGUCUUCUUCUGCCACUGUCCACUGCUGUGAUGACGUGAUCACCUCCUGCUGAGAAGCCACGUGUCCUGCCCUGAGAUCACUCUGGCAGGAGCGCACCUCGUCUCCGGAGCUGAGGCUGCAGGAGCCCCACCACGGAGCUUCCCUACAGCUCAAGGUGUUUCCGCGGAAUUGGCUGCGGUACUCCUGGAUGCCCGGGUCUGUGCGAAGAGCAGGGCGCAUGUGUGACGUGCACGGAGCCGCUGACCGCCGCCGUCGCUGCUGCUGCUGCUCCCUCCACCCUGCUGCUCCUCCUCUUCCCCCUCCUCCUCUCUGCUGUUGUGCGCAAACCUCCAGCCGCCGGACGGACGCAGUUUGACGGUCCAAACUAGCAGGAGGAGAAGCCAGUGACGGAACCGGGAUCUGGACCGGACAUGGAUACUUGAGCGACAGAAUUUCUUCCUCUGCUUUCUUCUUCUUUUCAUCCUCUCCUCCUGCGAUGUUGCUCUUUCCCCGGCGGUUCUGAUCCACCUGCUCGAUGUCUGUCAUCAGUUCCUAACCCAGACAAGAUGAGGCUCUCUGCUCCGGACUCGGUUCUGGUGUUGCUCUGCGGCUUGCUGGGUCCCGUCAUGGGAGCUUUUCCCAGCAGCGUCCAGAUCGGUGGCCUGUUCAUCAGGAACACGGAUCAGGAAUACACGGCGUUCCGGUUGGCCAUUUUCCUGCACAACACGAGUCCCAAUGCCUCGGAAGCUCCGUUCAACCUGGUGCCUCACGUGGACAACAUCGAGACCGCCAACAGCUUCGCCGUCACCAACGCCUUCUGCUCCCAGUACUCCCGCGGGGUCUUCGCCAUCUUCGGCCUGUAUGACAAGCGCUCGGUGCACACGUUGACGUCCUUCUGCAGCGCCCUGCACAUCUCCCUCAUCACGCCCAGCUUCCCCACCGAGGGCGAGAGCCAGUUCACGCUGCAGCUGAGACCCUCCAUCAGGGGGGCGCUGUUGUCCCUGCUGGACCACUACGACUGGAACACCUUCGUCUUUCUCUACGACACCGACAGAGGCUAUGCUAUCCUGCAGGCCAUCAUGGAGAAGGCAGGGCAGAACAACUGGCAGGUGAGUGCCAUCUGCGUGGAGAACUUCAACGACGCCAACUAUCGCCGCCUGCUGGAGGAUCUGGACCGUCGGCAGGAGAAGAAGUUUGUCAUCGACCUGGAGGCGGAGCGUCUGUCGAACAUGCUGGAGCAGAUUGUCAGCGUGGGCAAACAUGUGAAAGGUUAUCACUACAUCAUGGCCAACCUGGGCUUCAAGGACAUCAACCUGGAGCGCUUCAUGCACGGUGGCGCCAACGUGACGGGCUUCCAGCUGGUGGACUUCAGCAACCCCAUGGUCAUCAAGCUGAUGCAGCGCUGGAACAAGCUGGACCAGAGGGAGUACCCGGGGUCCGACGCUCCUCCCAAGGUACCUGCUUACACGUCGGCGCUCACCUACGACGGUGUGAUGGUGAUGGCCGAGGCCUUCAGGAACCUGCGGCGCCAGAAGGUGGACAUCUCCAGGAGAGGCAACGCCGGGGACUGUCUGGCCAAUCCGGCCGCUCCGUGGAACCAGGGCGUGGACAUGGAGAGGACCCUCAAGCAGGUGCGGAUGCAGGGCCUGACAGGUAAUGUCCAGUUCGACAACUACGGCCGCAGAGUCAACUACACCAUGGACGUGUUUGAGCUCAAGAACAACGGACCUCGGCGGAUCGGUUACUGGAACGAUGCCGAUAAGCUGGUUCUGAUCCAGGACUCUCCGUUGCUUCCCAAUGACACCACUGGGAUGGAGAACCGGACAGUCGUAGUGACCACCAUCAUGGAGGGUCCGUACGUGAUGCUGAAGAAGAACUGGGAGAUGUACGAGGGGAACGACCAGUACGAGGGUUACUGUGUGGACCUGGCCUCUGAGAUCGCAAAACACAUCGGCAUCAAGUACAAGAUCUCCAUCGUGCCCGACGGCAAGUACGGCGCCCGAGACCCUGAGACCAAGAUCUGGAACGGCAUGGUCGGGGAGCUGGUGUACGGGAAAGCGGAAAUCGCUGUGGCCCCUUUGACAAUCACGCUGGUCCGGGAGGAGGUGAUCGACUUCUCCAAGCCCUUCAUGUCUCUGGGCAUCUCCAUCAUGAUCAAGAAACCCCAAAAGUCUAAACCCGGGGUCUUCUCCUUCCUGGACCCGCUGGCCUACGAGAUCUGGAUGUGCAUCGUGUUCGCCUACAUCGGCGUGAGCGUGGUGCUCUUCCUGGUCAGCCGCUUCAGCCCGUACGAGUGGCACACCGAGGAGCCCGAGGAGGGCACCGACGGUCCGCCCAGCGACCAGCCCCCCAACGAGUUCGGCAUCUUCAACUCCCUCUGGUUCUCGCUUGGCGCCUUCAUGCAGCAGGGCUGCGACAUCUCGCCCAGGUCUCUGUCUGGGCGAAUUGUCGGGGGAGUUUGGUGGUUCUUCACCCUCAUCAUCAUCUCAUCCUACACCGCCAACCUGGCCGCCUUCCUCACUGUGGAGCGGAUGGUCUCGCCCAUCGAGAGUGCUGAGGACCUGGCCAAGCAAACCGACAUUGCAUAUGGGACUCUGGACUCUGGUUCCACUAAGGAGUUCUUCAGGCGGUCAAAGAUCGCCGUCUAUGAGAAGAUGUGGGGCUACAUGAAGUCGGCCGAGCCCACAGUCUUCACCAAGACCACCGCCGAGGGCGUGGCACGUGUCCGCAAGUCCAAAGGGAAGUACGCCUUCUUGCUGGAGUCCACCAUGAAUGAGUACACGGAGCAACGCAAACCCUGCGACACCAUGAAAGUGGGAGGAAACCUGGACUCCAAAGGCUACGGAGUUGCCACGCCGAAGGGUUCACAGUUAAGAAGUGCAGUCAACCUGGCAGUGCUCAAGCUCAACGAGCAGGGGCUGCUGGACAAACUGAAAAACAAGUGGUGGUACGACAAAGGAGAGUGCGGCAGCGGAGGCGGCGGCGAGAAGGACAAAUCGUCGCAGGCCCUCAGCCUGAGCAACGUAGCCGGAGUCUUCUACAUCCUGGUGGGGGGUCUGGGUCUGGCCAUGCUGGUUGCCCUCAUCGAGUUCUGCUACAAGUCGCGCAACGAGGCCAAGAGAAUGAAGCUGACCUUCACCGAGGCCAUGCGGAACAAGGCUCGACUUUCCAUCACAGGCAGUGUCGGUGAGAACGGACGGGUUCUGACGCCCGACUGUCCCAAGGCCGUGCACGCUGGACCACCUCUCCGCCAGAGUUCGGGUCUGGCCCUGGUCUCCUCCGAGCUCCCAUGAACACCAAAUGCCUCUCAAGUGCCUUAAGACAAAACCACCACAGAACCACAAGGAUCCAACGACAAGUCUACUUGAAGUCAGAAGACGAGUCAUGACAGGUUCAGACUUGUGGGUUAGAGGACGGAGGGGAAUCGACAGAGCCGUCUGAGCAGCGGAUAAAUAUCGUAACGUGAGGCAGAACACAGGAGAACUGUGGUCUGACUUGGCUGAACGAUCCAGGACGCGGUUGUCCCAAGAUAUCACCGGUGGGCGGAGCCGCCCAGGACCGGACACGGAUACUUUAUUACCCUUGAAUUUUCGUAGGACACUGUGAAGAUAAAUGUAUAUUCAGCACAGAACUAUAGGAACCACCCUUGUACAUAGCAGAUUCAGUAGAGGGUGGGUUUCUACUCAUCUUCAGAAAUUCUACUCAUUGCAAUAAUUAUUUAAAUGUAAAGAGGCGUGGCCAUAGCGACAGAGGGCGGAGUUCAGAGAAUCCACUGCCCGGACACCUGCCGGUCCAGAAGAAUGUGCAGGAGCCGCAGUAGAAAUCUUUUCUAUCCUCUGAUCUAUUUUUUCUACUUGACUUCACGCUGGUUGAACAACAUCCUAUCGGAGAAUGAAACACUGUGGACGCACUGGGACGUAGCUGGGGAGGGGGGAGGGACGGGAAUCGAGAUUUGACAUCUUCAGUAAACACCAGCCGGUUACUGAAGUGGACCAGAUAUUUCAGGCUGGCUGUUGUCCUCCGUGCUCGAUUCGGAGCCUUCUGAACUUGUACGUCUUUAUUCUAUCUUUUUUCAAGUAAAAUCAACUUCAAUUUGCCUCUGAUCCUUUUACUCUGUUCUUCAGAGAGACACGAGCAAAUAAGAAUCACGGUAUAAUCUGGUAACAGGAAACCGGGCGCCUCCAUUGAAACCUGGAAAGAGGGAUGAACUUCGGCCUACAGGAGCGACACUAACUCUUCGAAACGGUUGGCCUACGAUCGAUGGUCUGCGUUCAGUUGACUGACGCCCUCGAGUGGCCCGGAGCUCAUAUGGCACUCCGCAGGAGACGGGGAAAGAAAAAUCCUUCUUUUUCAGAUCCAAGUUUAUUUUGUUUCCAUGCCAUGUUUCAGUAAGAAGACACACGUUGGCGACUCUGGCCAGAAUAUCAAUGAGUACAAAUUAGACUGGAGAUACAGAGAAGACCCAGGAGGAGGAAAGGAAGAGGAGACAAAGAAUCCCAACAGCCCAGAGACAAAAGGUACAGCGGUUUCCCAAACCGUUCCUCCAAAAGAGUGUCAGAGAGUGAUCGCUGCAUCACAGUACAAUCAAGAGUGUGGAGCGCCUCCCUGAGGCCCGUGGAGCCGCGUGUUAUCUUACGUUAGCGAGGUACGACGGCUAGCCGGUGCCGGGCGAGUGCAGAUAUGAGACGUUUGGAUUUGUGUCCGUUCAAAACGACUUGAUGCAUGCGAGUUGGUAACUACGAAGAGGGCACUUAGGUCACCAAGCGACUCCCUUUUCGACCCGCCCGCUACACGCCAGCUGUUCUCAUCCAAACCCGAGUGAGGCUUUGACGUUCGUGGACGCACAGCUUUUAAAUAUUUUCUUGUACAGGUGUGUUACAACGAGAGAGCAAACAAAGACAUGAUCUGGAAGCAGGAACUGG